AUGGAAUUAGGAAGGGAGACAGGCAAUAUCACUCCUAUCAUAUUUACUCAACAUGCAACUCUGGAAGAUGACUUGAGGAUGUCAUCAAGUAGUGAUGAAGUCUCAUCUACAGAAACUCAUGCCGCUUUAUCCAUGGUUGAUAACUCUAUUCCGAGCACGUUUAAACAACAAAAGACUGGUGCACCAAACUAUUAUAUUUCACCAAUCCGAAGCGAUGAAAGUGAUAUUGACGACUCCGAUGAGGAUCCUAAUUUCCGAUUGGUUCACAAAAGUAAGACCCCAUCCAAGAUCGUACCUCCUAUUGCUUCGUUGACUUCGUCAAGCAUUAGCAGUAGCAGCUCGAGUUCAUCGAAAUCUAAUAGUUCGUCGGACACCGAAGAUGAUAGUGAGCAAGUAGACCCUCAAAAUGCUACGGUUGCUGGAAAUAAUUCCCAAAAGACCGAGGAGAGAGAAGAAAAGCGUAGAAAGAGAAUACGUAAACCAGCGAAGUGGAAAUCGAAAGUCGCAAAAGUGCUAAGAAAUUCUGGCAAAGCCUACCAGUCUUUGUAG
Molecule: messenger RNA, 549 nt
Organism: Argiope bruennichi
Lineage: Eukaryota; Metazoa; Arthropoda; Arachnida; Araneae; Araneidae
Exons: 1
Coding region: 1-549 (182 amino acids)
Source: RefSeq, a predicted model, not a curated record